Penaeus vannamei (Pacific white shrimp) is the source of this 3105-nucleotide messenger RNA. The record is from RefSeq and is a predicted model, not a curated record. NCBI's taxonomy places the organism in Eukaryota, Metazoa, Arthropoda, Malacostraca, Decapoda, Penaeidae.
GCUCUGUUUAAAAGGGAAGUUCAGAGAUUCAACAUAAAGAGAGAAUUUUCACAGAUUUCACCUCCUAAUUCUGUGACAGUGGCAUGAAACAGAACCUAGUGUUACUUUGAGCUCCCAGAAUUACAAAGAUGAAGGAGAAAAUCAGCAAUGAUCUGUCUUACAUUAAGGCAGGAUAUCGCAGUGACAAAUGGAAGUGGGUGCUCAGCUUGUCGCAAAACAGUGCCUCUUUACCUGUUACCAAGGCCAAGGUCAAAGUUCACACUACCCCAGAUGAAGACUCAGGUGGCACUGGGGAGGCUCCUGCAGAAGACGAACCUCCAGUACAAAAGGAAUCACCAGCGAAUUCUGAGAUUUCACAGCCCGAAGAUGUGUCAUUCCCUAAAAUCUUUAAAGAAGAGCAGAUUACUUUUGAACACAUAAUGAAGACUUUUGGACUGGACAAGCCACCAAAGAAUCUCCCAUGCCCAAAGAAAUGUUCAAACAACCCUUGGUGUUUGGCCGAAUUAAAGUCAGGAGCAGGAAAGGAAAAAGCAAGACCCACAGACCAGCCAAGGGAUCCCACCAAACCAGUCGGUUUACAGAAUACGGCCAAUACAUGUUGGAUUAAUUCAGCAUUACAGGCUUUGUUCCAUUUACCAAAAUUCAGAAAUGUGAUUAACAACAUAGGGGGUUUUGCUGGGGAGGAAAGUCUUUCCACUAUGUUAUAUUUACUGCAGGCCAUCUUUGUGGAAAUGGACACCCACCCAAACAAGGCAAUAGCAUGCAGUCCAGGAAGUUUGUUUGAAAAGAUUGGGAUGUUUGCUACACAAGAAAUAAUGCGUAAGGAUGCAGACCAUGAAGUGCUGAAAUGUGUAUCUGAAUUCUUGGAAAAUACUAUUGACACACUUAUAGCAGACCCAAGGUUGGGACCAGAACUUAGUCCACUUUUCAGUACAUCUCUCAUGAGAUUAGCCAGAUGGAAAUGUCCAGUGUGUAAAAUAGACCAUGAAAGCCAGUUAGCACCAGCAACUUCCUACACAAUGGCAGCUUAUGUGAGUGCUGAUGAGUGUCCAUUGGACCAGUGCCUCGUAGACUUACAAACAGAGACUCAGACUGGAGUGUCUUUAAUCUGUGGAUCCGAAUCCAGUGGAAGUGGUGGCUGUGGAGCCCAGGUUAAGGUUGACAGGGUUGUAACACCCAAGAUUCAAGGCCUGCCAACCAUCUUAGUCAUCAGGAACAACAGCCUUAUGGACCGAGACCUGAAGAGACGGCUGCAUGUAGUCUACCCAGAAACACUUGACCUGACGUCCCACACCCUGAGUCAUAUAGCAGCAACCUACACUCUCUCUGCUGUGAUCUUCCACCAUGGACAUUGGGUCAAACAUUUUUCAGCUCAUGUAAGAACAAAUGGGAACAAAUGGUACAACUUCAACGAUGAACAAGUGUCUGAACUUACCAACCGAUCGACAACAGGGAACCCUUCUGAAAGUCAUCGGAAUUACUUCAGCAUUGCUAAUGUUGCAAACAAGUACAAACAUCGUCCAGGAUUAAGAGUCUCAAGGGGAUCCUUCGUAUGGGUUUAUGUGCUUAGUCCCACUGCUGAGGAAGAAACGGUGACAACACCACCUCCGGAGGCUGUUGUUGAGUAUGUUCUCAGAAAACAAGAAGAAAGUAUGACUGUCAAUCACCAGCUACAAGCAGAGAUUAAGAGAGAAAAGGAAGCUCUGCUAGGCCAAUUAGCAGUUACUGAUAUACUGGAAGACUAUGAAUUGAUUUCAGAAUCUCUUUUAAGUGCCUGGUUCAACUGUGAUGAUUUAGAAUACAAGCCACAGCCAUCAUUACUUGCUCAACCUCUCUGUGAACACAAGCUUUUCAGUCCGAGAAAAUUUCACUUGCUGAAGUGUAUACGAAAGGAAUCCCUGCAGUCUCUCCUGAAUGAUCGCUGUGGGAUCCACCAAGAUGAAGCUCUGAAGAAAUUAGCUUUGCCUAUCUCCAUGUCUACUGAUAGCGGUUGCUGCAGACAGUGCCUAGCCAAAGCUGUGAAUCAUAUUUUGUUUAUAGAGAGAGUCAAAUCUCUGCAUAAGCAAGCCAAAAAAGAUGCUAGGAAACCACAUGAAGGACCUACUGUCGUUCUUGGAUUAGAGACACUAGAGUAUUGGCCAAGAUUAGCAUUAAGUGCCUAUGUAAAGGAGAAUGGGAUUGACACAGAAGAGGAAGAUUCGGAAAACAGUUUAGAAACAAGCAAGAAGACUGAUGACCUCACAAAAUCCAGUAGUAAUAGUGUUAGUGGUAGCAGUGGUGUGCAUGUGAAUGGCGACAAAUGUGAUAAUGGAGAGGUUAAGUCAGAAGUAGAAGAUAAGGAUGUUGCUUCCAGCUGUGAUACCUCAAGUUCAGUGCCUGAAAAUGAUGAUUUUGCCUGUGAUAAUAGGACAGGAAAUGCAGAGGCUGAAAGAGAUCAAGUAGAUGAUGAUAAGAGCAAAUUAGAUACCUGUAGUGAGGUGAAAGAUGCCUCGGUUAGUAAAGCAAAAGAUACAAAGGAGACUGUCACCAAUGAACUCACCUUGUUUAAUGAGGACUUAGUUUGCCAGCACAACCUUCUUUCACCCACCGUUGGAUCCUGUAGGAUACCCAAAGUACUUGCAACAGAAAUCAUAGAGCUGUGUGGAGAAUCUGUGCAUCCUGCAUUUUUCCAGGAUGACUUUUCAACCUGUCCUGAUUGUGGGGCAAAAUUAGAAGAGUCUGUCCGAGCUUGUGACAGUGGACGCCAACAGAAAAAGCAGCUGAGUAACCUGUUUCAAGAAAGAAAACGUCCACACCCCAUGCGUGACCCAGGGAAACAAGUGUAUGCUGUUUCAAGAGAGUUCAUAGUGAAGUGGAAGAGUUAUAUAAGGUCAUGUGAACGCGGCGACCUGGAAGUAUGUCCCCUCACCAAGCUGGAGAACUCAUCACUCCUGUGCACCCACGGCCACCUGCUCUUCCCGGUGUUCAGUCUCCAGCCGCACCAGCUGUCCGAGUACCUGGUGCUGGUGUGGGAAGAGGAGUGGCAGAUCCUCAGUGCUAUUUAUUCUCCCGAUCACGUCAUCACCGCUGUGUACAAUGAGUCGGCGAUCCUCAUCACGGAGCCAG